AUGCAUCCGGCAUGUGCAGCAUGCAAGCAUCAAAGGAAGAAAUGCAGUGAAAACUGUAUAUUGGAACCUUACUUUCCAUCGAAUAGAAGUCGUGAGUUCUAUGCUGUGCACAAGGUUUUUGGUGUUAGCAACAUAACCAAGUUGGUAAAGAAUGCUAAAGAGGAAGAUAGAAGAAAAGUUGUGGACUCAUUGAUAUGGGAAGCAUGUUGUAGGCAAAGGGACCCUAUACAAGGUCCUUAUGGAGAGUACACAAAAGUUUACAAUGAGUAUAAGAAAGUGUUGGAUGAAAUUAAGAGAUUCAGAAGCCAAAACCAACUUUUGCAAAUUCCCUCUCUAGGGUUUAAGUCUGUACAAGAUUUGAUUGCUUGCAAUGGAACCAAAGGGGAACACAAAGCGUCAGUUAAUAAUGCAUCAAAUUAUCUUCAUGGGAAAAAGAAUGGUAUUAUUGAUACUAAUAUUUAUAAUACUUAUUGUUCGAAUUAUUUGCUAGAGUUUCAGAAUAUAAGGCCAGAAGUUGUCAUACCGUUUCAGCAACACUCUCAACCAUACUACAUUACAGGUAUCAAUCUUUGA
Messenger RNA from Glycine soja, 573 nucleotides. RefSeq names its product LOB domain-containing protein 2. Lineage: Eukaryota; Viridiplantae; Streptophyta; Magnoliopsida; Fabales; Fabaceae. The transcript has a single exon. The coding region runs from base 1 to 573 and encodes 190 amino acids. The record is from RefSeq and is a predicted model, not a curated record.